Puccinia triticina is the source of this 237-nucleotide messenger RNA. RefSeq lists its product as uncharacterized. Lineage: Eukaryota; Fungi; Basidiomycota; Pucciniomycetes; Pucciniales; Pucciniaceae. Bases 1 to 237 code for a protein of 78 amino acids. The record is from RefSeq and is a predicted model, not a curated record. The transcript is spliced from 2 exons.
AUGGAGACGGGCUGUCUGGCCGGGGGACGCGCAGACGCAGUCGCUGUGCCGCGCCGGUCGCUGUGGAAGCUUCGAUUCCACGUCGACGGGGCUCCACGUCGGCUGGCAACGAAACACCCAAUCCUCAACACAACAGCAACUGGUGAGACCCCCAUACAUAAAUACCCCCUCCUCCUGCCUGCCCUCAUCCCCCAUCUACUAGCAACCACCCACACAUCCAUCCCCUCCAAAAAUUAA